This is a messenger RNA of Lymnaea stagnalis (great pond snail), 1716 nucleotides long. NCBI's taxonomy places the organism in Eukaryota, Metazoa, Mollusca, Gastropoda, Lymnaeidae. The record is from the annotation of a GenBank genome assembly.
UGUAAGGUCUAACUUUACUUAGCUUUAAAAAGCUAUCCGUUUUGAUCAGGCACACAAAAUUCCAUUGACUGGGAGAGGCUUUAUUUUCCAUUUGUGUUUACUUUUUUUUAGGUAAAGCAGUUGAAAUAGUUCCUGAUUAUUGCUCACCAAUUGUAUUUCGGAGAAACAUUAAUUUGUUAAAUGCAGCUGCAUUUAAUAUAUAAUCGGACUUGAGUAAAUUGAGUCAAGUUAUUAAUUUGAGCAGUUUUGUUUGACAUUUAUCUCCGGCUACGUUAUUUUGUUGGGUUUUUUGUUUUUUAAAUAUGUCGCAAGUUGUCAAAGAAAGGCCUGCCCAAUCCCGAUGUGAUGACUUCAAAAUGAUGGGUGUUAGAAAAGGCCGGUCAUUCCUGAAGCCGUUGAUACGACCUGUCGAGAGAUGCCAGACUCGGCAGCUGAUCAAUGGAAUGGUAGUACAAUUAUUGCAUCCUUCAUUGUUUACGUUUCUUCGCCGCUAUUUUAAUUUUUAUCAAUUGUACUAUCAAUAUGACGAAGACACAUUUAUUGUAAGGUUGCAGCGAUUCUUUGUCAUUAUAACACGUUUUUUUUUUUUUAAAUGUGAGCACAUUUAUGAGAGCUAAUGACAAAACUGAUAUAAUGAUAUUCAGACACCCCCCCCCCUCAUAUGACGUCUAACGUUUUGUACUCAUAAAGUGAAAAACUAUGCUUCAUAAACUCUUUCAAUUGUACUGAGAUGUUUUACGACAUUAAAACUUAUCUCGGCACGGAUCGAAUAUGGGAAGGAAAACUUUUUUUUUUUUUUUUGUGUUGCUUUCUAGACCUUACUGUAAGUUCUGAAUGUAUUUAUCUGGAUAGGAUUUGCCUGUUUGAAUAAUAUAAGCAACAGCAAUUUUUUAAAAUAAAAUGGCAUAAUGAUUGAUUUUGCUUUAUGUUGAUGACCAGAUGGAGGUUCGACCCGACGGUCAAAUGGCAAAGCACCUAACACACUUGAAGUUCGAUACAACGGUGAUAGGAAAUGGGCUUCUCAGCGUUGCGGGGGAAGAUCGGGAACCAGAAACAAAAUUUGGAAUUCAAAAGACCCCAAAAGUAUACGCCACUGAUUUCAUGUGUCCGCUGUUGUAGCGCUUGAUUGCGUUCAUCCGCUGUUGUGGCAGCUGAUGUCACGUCGCCGCUGUUGUGGCAGUUGAUGUCACGUCUCCGCCGUUGUGGCAGUUGAUGUCAUGUCGUCGCUGUUGUGGCAGCUGAUGUCACGUCUCCACUGUUGUGGCAGUUGAUGUCACGUCUCUGCUGUUGUGGCGGCUGAUGUCAUCUCUCCGCAGAUGUGACAGCUGAUGUCAUAAACAAUAUAAAUGCAAUUAAAUAUUUAAAACCACAUGAAGAGGAAGCAACAAACUUUUGUUUUAAGGCAAGGGAAGUAACAGUAAACGUAACUAAAUAUUGGUAAACAUUACGAUUUCUGUGAUCUUUAUUGUGUUAUUGAUAGUUGUGAUCUUUAUUUUUUUAUUGAUAGUUGUGAUCUUUAUUGUGUUAUUGGUAGAUAUGAUCUUUAUUGUGUUAUUGAUAUGUGUGAUAUUUAUUGUGCUAUUGAUGGUUGUGAUCUUUAUUGUGUUAUUGAUGUGUGUGAUCUUUAUUGUGUUAUUGAUAGCUGUGAUCUUUAUUUUGUUAUUGAUAUUUGUGAUCUUUAUUGUGUAAUUGAUAGUUGUGAUCUUUAUUGUGUUA